Messenger RNA from Angiostrongylus costaricensis, 429 nucleotides. The record is from the annotation of a GenBank genome assembly. NCBI's taxonomy places the organism in Eukaryota, Metazoa, Nematoda, Chromadorea, Rhabditida, Metastrongylidae.
AUGGAUUUAAGUGCGUUUCAAGGUCUUCGUUCUCCAUCGCUAAGCGAGCAGCUAGCAACAGUAGUAUCAACAGCUAGUCUUGUCAAAGCUAAUCCAUUUCCAAUGUGUGUCAACACAAUCGUCGUUAGGCUUGCGGAUGCAUUUAAGGACGGCUCAAAUCCUCUUCGUAUGACUAUUGCUCGUGUUCUAUCAGAAUGCGAUUCGCAUUUAUCGCUAGUGUUUUCUGGAAGCGAAAUAUUCAAGCGCUUUCUUUCCGUUUCUCAUUCUAACGAUCCCGUUGCGCGAGCAAUGACGUUGCAGGUACUAGCUAGCCUUGCACCUGUUUCGCCUGAGAGUAAGCAGGUACACCACUUAAUCGUGGAAUCUAUGACGGCUGAGAAUGCAGGCGAAUUUCAGGCGGCUUUUUUUUUUAAAUGUAUGGACACCUAG